UUUUACUCUUGACCCCGCGGUCCGGCGUUCGGACCCUUCCUGAUCCGAAAUCCCAUGGCGCACGCAUCCAUGGUGGCCCCGAUUCCAUUCGGCGGACUGCCAAGUCGCGUCCUCGAGAAGACAACUUCGGCCCCGGCGCCGGUGAUGGAGUCGCAUUUGGAGGACUCAGCCAAGCUGGUGCGCACACGGACGCUCUCGGUGGUGUCCACUGACAGCUCGACAUCUGCCCAAUCCCCUUCCUCGACGCCAUUCAUGUCUCCGGCCUCGGUGGGUUCGACGGCCUACAUGUCGCCUGCGGUAGGAGAUGAGAAGCUCGAGCUUCAGAGGGCGCCCUCCUUCCCACCGCCCGGCUUUGCUCCGGGCCUGGUCCUGGGUGAGCUCCCGCGGAGCUCUUCGGUGCAGUCGGUGGGUCUCCAGCGCAGCAUCUCGGUGAAGGCGCCGUAUCCCCCGGGCCUAGGCUUCACGCCUCAGCACACGCCCAGCGGAGGACUCCAGCGCAAGAUCUCCUUCGGGCUCACUGACGAGCCGAAGCUGAGGCGCAUGCCGACCGACCUGGAUAUGGUGAAUGAGCAUGAGGAGGAGCGCCAGUACCACCGGGAGCUGCUGCUCUUCUUCGCCGCUGCUUGUCCCCCCGUGGAGAAACUGCCCUGGCCGCAGCCGGGGGCGCUGCGCGUGAUGGCAGGUGUGCAGCCUCCUUCUCCGCCCGCUGCGAGGAAGGCAAAAGAGCCCAAGAAGGAGACUGCAACCAACCGGCCAAGCGUCCCGGAAGAGGCACCUGAGAGCUUUCCAGCAGAGACGGCGAAGGAGACGAAGGACGCCAAGGGCAAAGGGGAUCAUUCGCAGGGCGGCGCGCAGGCGCGUCAUGCGAAGGGCAAGGGUGCCGGAGGCCAAUACUCGCAGGACUCAGGGAAGGGCGGAUGGAAGGGCUGGCCAGCAGCCAAAGGCUAUGGCUGGAAGGGUUGGAGCAAGGGCUGGCCGAGCUGGAACUGGUAUUGAUGGAUGUCUGCCGUGGGUUCGCCCGCCGCCCAAAAUGGCAUGCGCCGAGAGCGUGUGGUGGACUCCUGGUGACCUUACUGCAGGUCGGACGUUUGGUUGUGGUC
Molecule: messenger RNA, 1100 nt
Organism: Effrenium voratum
Lineage: Eukaryota; Dinophyceae; Suessiales; Symbiodiniaceae
Source: the annotation of a GenBank genome assembly